Molecule: messenger RNA, 1788 nt
Organism: Rhizophagus irregularis DAOM 181602=DAOM 197198
Lineage: Eukaryota; Fungi; Glomeromycota; Glomeromycetes; Glomerales; Glomeraceae
Source: RefSeq, a predicted model, not a curated record
UUUUUUUUUUUUCUUUUUAUAUAGAGUUUUAAAUGACGACUCGUAGUCCUGCAAGAAAUAUUAAACCAAUUAUUUUUUAUAAUGACUUAUUUCAUUAUGUUGAGAAUAAUAAUGGAGAAACUGAACAAUAUGCGUUAUUUAGCAUUUAUAAUUUAAACUUGUCUUAUGAAGAAUUACGUAAGGAAAUUAUCAUAACGAUUGGAGGUGAAGAUUCUAUAACUGUAACUUCGUUUGAUGAAUUUGCUAAAUCUGAUAGUUCGAGUGAAAGUUCUUUGGAAGGAUCUUUUAUUGCAGUAGAAUCAAGUCCAGAAUCAAAUGCUAAGAGUGUCAAGGUUAAGAUAUCUUUUAAAUCACAAAAACAUCGAGAUGUAAUUGAACAACUUCGUUCUUCACAAACUAUUAAAGAUUUAACACUUAAUGGAUUUGCAGAUUGGGUUCCACUCGAUAGUAAAUCAUAUAUUAAUAUAGAACGUAAUUCAAAAUGUGAAAGAACUGGAAAUAUUCUUAAUACAACAAAAUUAAGAACUUUUGAUGAAGAUGUUGAUCCAGAUUCUUUGGAAUCAGCUAUUAAUGAAAUUCAUCGAGAAGAUGAAGUCGAAUCAGCUUUAGAAAAAUUAUUUCCUGGUCCAAUUGUUACAAUUAAUCGUGAAGUACACGAUGUUGUUAUGAAGGUGGUUGUAUUUGAAGUUCGUAAUAACUUUGAUGAAGAAAUUGGCAAAUUAUUUAUUGAAGUAUUAAAUUCUUUAAUUGAAAAUCAUGGUCUUGAUGAUAGUUCUAAGCAAUUUACAGCAUUUGAUGUACUUGUUUAUCGGUUAUUUACAGUUAUAAGAAAUUUAACAUACCUUAAUGAAUUAUAUGGAGAAUCUAAGAUUCCUACUUGGGUUCCAUUUGUUGCUCAACCAAAACUCAGAGAAAUCAAAGAUAAAAUUCCUGUUAGUCGUGAUCAUGAAGAAAAUUAUCUUUUAAAUCUAGUAGAAUUUACUGAUCUUGAUGAACCGUUAGAGAAACUUCAUCCGUUAGUUAAACGUUUACGAGGAGAAGUUGAAAUUACACAACGUAAAAUAAAUGAUUCUACUAAAAAAUGGAAAACUCCCAAGAUAGCUUCUAGUCUUUUAUUUUAUGGUUCUAUAGCCAGUAUUGCAAUUGCUCCAUUGGCAUUUUUCUAUAAUAAUAGAGCAGCUAGUGCAGUUUCUUCUAAUCGUAUCAAGGUUUCAAUUGGAUGUUUAUUAGGUGUUGUAUUAGGUAUAUGGUCAAAGAAAUCUUAUCAUGAUUUUCAUAAAGCAAUUAUUCAUACAAGACAAAUAGAUCCUUUAUUAAAUUCAACAAAAAUUAGUGUUGAAUUGUUGGAACAAUUGUUGUUAGCUAGAAAUAAUGAAGAUGGUGUAUGCAAAAUUAACUUAAAUAGAGGAAGAAAAGUUAUUUUAAAGCAAUUGUUUCAUAAGUUUGUAUCAGUUAAUUAUAUAGUUUUAAUUUAGUAUUCAUUAUAAAAUCUAAUUAAUUCAUAUUUAGUACACAUAAAUAUAUAUUAUAUAUAUAUAACUUUUUUAUUUAUUUAUUUUUAAUUAUGAUGAUGUUAUUCUUAAUAACUCCCAAAAUUUAAGGUUAGUUAAUAGUGACUUGAUUAAUUGUAGUUUAUUUAUCGCAUAUCCUUUCGUGAUAAAUAGUACGUCACUCCCGUUAUAUAUAAUUUUACCGCGCCUGUGGUGGCAAACUAUAUUACAAUUGUUUACCUUAAAAUUUUGCUACAUUUAUACAAGAUCAUCAUAAAAAAAACAAUCAUUUUUUUUU